Lycium ferocissimum is the source of this 835-nucleotide messenger RNA. RefSeq names its product ATP-dependent RNA helicase drs1-like. The transcript is spliced from 5 exons. NCBI's taxonomy places the organism in Eukaryota, Viridiplantae, Streptophyta, Magnoliopsida, Solanales, Solanaceae. Bases 244 to 816 code for a protein of 190 amino acids. The record is from RefSeq and is a predicted model, not a curated record.
UAUUGUAGCGGGCAAGAGGAGGUGUUUUGAACCAGUAGGGACGACACUAUUAUGCUUCUUCAUUUAGUUCAAGUUUUUAAGGAAAUAACUCAGCGCUCAAGAAGAGACAUAGAAACGCGACAAAGAUGAUACUGAUUUGCUUCUUCAUUUUAUUCAAUCCAUUUUUACUCGUUAAUUCUCUUACAAUGAAGGAUCAGAUUAUGUGAUGCAUAUGCGAAUUGCAAAAAUUGAAAGAGAAAAAGGAUGCGAAUAAGAAAAAGAAAUCUAAAAGAGGGUAAAGAUGCAGACUACCAUGUACAACAAGAAAUGGCAGAGAGUACAGUGCAAAGUUCUAAUACCAUUGACCUCACCAUUAAGUCGCUCCACAAAAAUAAAAAAGAAAGUUGUAAGGAGAUGAUACAAAAUGGGAGACCUGAAGAAUCGAAUGAAAGCAAAAAGGAAAAGGAGCAAGAGGGAUCUUUUCAAGAGCAAGAGGCACUGCUUGAAAAACGACAAGCAGAAGAAGACAUUAAUGAUGAGUUCGAGCUCAACAUUAUCAUUAGUAACGAUAAUCUCCUCGAUAAUACAAAUAGUACUAUGAAGGACAAUAACGACGAUAAUGGCUUGAAUCUUCCCACAAGAGAUGAAAAAGGUCAAAGUUACUAUCGUUUGAAGCAAGGGAUACCAAGGAGCGCAAAAUUUCGUUCCAUUAUUAAUAUUUACAAGUGUACGAAUAGGCUCUCAUCACCCGAAGAUGAAUAUAAUUGGAGUCCCCCAGGUACUUUAGAGAACCAUAAAUAUGACGUACAUAAUAAAGGUAAAUCGGGAAAGGACUAAGAGGAUCUUCCAAGAAGAC